AUGGCUUCCUCGGCGCCCUCCAAAGCCCCUACUCAAGCCUACGACCCUGAAAUCACCGACAUCGCCUCUUACGUGCACAACUACAAAAUCGAUUCGGACCUCGCACUCGAUACCUCCCGCUAUAUUCUCCUCGACACGAUCGGCUGUGGUUUGGAGGCUUUGCGUUUCCCUCAAUGCUCGGCUAUCCUCGGCCCUGUCGUCCCAGGAUCCACCAUUCCUCAUGGAACUCGAGUCCCAGGAACGCCGUUUGAGUUGGAUCCAGUGAAUGGUGCUUUCAAUAUUGGUGCUAUGAUCAGAUGGCUGGAUUACAAUGACUGCUGGCUGGCUGCAGAAUGGGGCCAUCCCUCUGACAAUCUUGGUGCUAUUCUUGCAGUUGCGGACUGGAUCGCUCGGACGAACAGAGCUGGCGGUAAGGUCGGCAAUGGCAAGAUCCCCACCGUCAGAGAUGUCUUGGAGGGCAUGAUCAAGGCCCAUGAAAUUCAAGGCUGCUUGGCGCUGGAGAACUCGUUCAACCGAGUCGGUUUGGACCAUGUUGUCCUUGUGAAAGUGGCCUCAGCUGCGGUGGUCAGUAAAAUGCUGGGUCUCGACGAGGGCCAGACUGCUGCUGUUGUCUCUCAGGCAUUUGUCGACGGACAGAGCCUGCGAACCUACCGACACUCACCCAACACCAUGUCCCGCAAGUCCUGGGCCGCCGGAGACGCGUGCCAGCGAGCUGUAAACCUCGCUUUCAAGGUCUUGCAAGGCCAAUCCGGCAUCCCCACGGUGCUCUCGGCUCCCGUCUGGGGUUUCUACGACGUUCUCUUCAACGGGAAGAAGUUUGAGUUCCAGCGUCCUUAUGGCUCCUACGUCAUGGAGAACGUUUUGUUCAAGGUGUCGUACCCAGCCGAAUUCCACUCGCAGACCGCGGUCGAGGCUGCACAAAAGAUUUACAAGAUCCUUGCCGAUAUGGGCAAGUCUGCUAAGGACAUCAAAGAAAUCACCAACCGGACUCACGAAGCCUGCAUCCGAAUCAUUGACAAACAAUUCAAACCCAUGGACAACUUCGCUGAUCGUGACCACUGCGUUCAAUACAUGGUUGCCACCAUGUUGUGCUUCAACCGAUUGGAAGCCACCGACUAUGUUGACGGCAGCGAGGCCGCCACAUCCCCUCUGGUAGAGGACCUCCGAAAGAGGAUCAAGUGUGUUGAGGAUCCCCAAUUCACCAAGGACUACCACGACCCUGCCUUGAGAACAAUUUCCAAUGCUCUGACCGUGACCCUGAACGACGGAACUGUGCUGGAUGAAGUCGUGGUGGAGGCACCACUUGGCCACCGCCUGCGGAGAGACGAGGCCAAGCCCGAGAUUCUGGCCAAGUACAAGAGACAUUUGAGCCAUCACUUCCCAGAGGCUAAGAUCAAGGAGCUUUUGGAGCUGGGCACUGAUGCCUCGAAGUUGGACUCGAUGGACGUCGACAAGUACAUGGAUCUAUAUGUCAAGGAGAAGAUGGAGUGGUAA
This is a messenger RNA of Fonsecaea nubica, 1494 nucleotides long. Its product is annotated as 2-methylcitrate dehydratase. The transcript has a single exon. Lineage: Eukaryota; Fungi; Ascomycota; Eurotiomycetes; Chaetothyriales; Herpotrichiellaceae. The coding region runs from base 1 to 1494 and encodes 497 amino acids. Gene Ontology annotation, molecular function: 2 iron, 2 sulfur cluster binding; 2-methylcitrate dehydratase activity. Gene Ontology annotation, cellular component: mitochondrion. The record is from RefSeq and is a predicted model, not a curated record.